AUGAAAAUGGUAAGGUCUAGAAGGGGCUCGAUUGUUCAGGACAUAGCAUCUAAAAGCUCAGUAUCGCAUGGGCUACCUGUCUAUACCGAUGAUUUGGUACAAUUGUUGAAGGACGUAGGGUUAAAUCGAGAGCUAGAACCUCCUCACUCGAAUCUGGAGCUGAAAAACGAGAAGUAUAAAGAAUAUACCGACUACUUGAAUCAAUUAGAGGAGAAAAAUGGAUAUUAUACAACUUUGAGAAGUACAACACGUCAGGUCACUGAUAGGUUGGUGACGAUUAUAGAUAAAUUUCAAGCCAUUUCUUCAGAAACAGAAUCAUUCCAAAACUCAAUUGACUCUCUCGCUACGUCAUUAAAGGAAUCAGAAGAGAGUUACGAAACCAUUCAAAGAGAACUACAGUAUUUUCAAAACCUUGAACCAAUCGCUAGAAGGUUGAAUCAGUACUCAUCUCCAAAUAUUGUCCUAAAGGACUCUUUCAACCAAAAUUUGGCAAAAAUUGAUGAAUCAUUGAACUUUUUGAAAGAACAUCCGGACUACCUUGAAGCGGAGUCUUACCGUAUUCGAUUUAAACAGUGUCUUGUUCGAGCAUGUACAUUGAUAGCCAAUUAUUUGAACAACCAAAUAAAAGGCCGGAACGAUGAUAUUAUAUCGCGCUUGAACUCUAGUAAAACUCAAUUGACAAACAAUUCUAAUGAAGCACUUUUGUAUAACCGCUUUGCUACUAUCGGUUCAACUUAUAAACAACUAAUAGACUCCAUCAUAUCACGUUCACAAUAUGAUGAAGUUGAAUCGCUCUUAAGGGAUUGUUUUAAUACAUAUUUUAAAUGCCGCUCCAAGCUAUUGAAAGAUGGUAUAUGGAAUCAGCUAACCGAAACUCAAUUGCACUCUGGUAAAACGGUCAAGUAUGUUCAAGACAAUCUUCUUUUCUUUGAGAAUUUGGCCCAUAGGGAGUUUAACCUUUUCUCGCAAUUUUAUCCUCUAAAUGAUGAAACUGUAGCAAGAUUUAACGAAUGGUGUAUGGAACUUUUUGAACCUUUAUACGACUCUGUGAGAUCAAUAAUUCUUAGAGAGACUUCGAUUGCGACAUUAUGUGACACAAUUACACUCUUGAAUAAAUACUAUCAAAUGGAGGAAGGUUCAACAGAAUAUAAACUACAGUUCAAGAACCUUAAAUUUGAUGCGCUUUUCAAGCCAAUAGUUAAAGAAUGCCAAUCGCGUUUAAUAUUCAGAUCUCAAAUCUAUGUGGAAGAAAACAUCAACAAAUAUAAACCUAGAGUUGACUCUUUUGUGAUUCGUCAUCGAAAAGCAUCAAAAGAAACCAAACCCAAAAUAACAGAGGUGGAAGAGAUCUCACAACCAUUCUUCGAACUAGAAGAGUUUAACUCUGCUUAUCCUCCUCUAGUAUACGGAAUCGCUUUGCUAUCUAAAAUUUACCAAAUGGUGAACUCUACAGUAUUUGAUGAUAUUGCACACACAAUUGUCCAUGACUGUAUAAUGUCUUUGAAGAAAGCAUUUUACCUUGUUUCGUCAAAUGCAACUAUUAACGUUUUAGAUACACAACUAUCAUUACUAAAAAAUAUGUUGCUCUUGCGUGAUCAAGUGCAAAACUUUGAUAUUCAAUAUAUUUCCAAGGAAACAUACCUUGACUUCUCGGGGCUUUUGCAAAGCAUCAAAGACAUUGGGAAACUUUCGGUGUCUGUAUUCCAAACGGUGCCUAAGAUCAUCAAUAAUAUGGUGGAUGCUAGAUCUGAGUUAAUAAUCGAACUUCGUGAUACUAUCAACGGGUUUACAAGACAAGCUGCGGACCAAAUUACUAAAGACUACCUCUCGUUGUCUACACCACAAGAUAAAUUAUUGGAACAAAAUAAUGAGCUCAGGAAAUCGAUUGAAACUAACCUCCCCUCCAUAUACGAACAAAUUGGAAAUUUCAUUGUAGAUCCAGAGAUCAAAUCUCAUCUAGUCGAUGCUAUCCAACAAGAAGUCGUCAGUAGGUAUGCAAACUAUUAUGAAACUUUGGCAGAUAACCCUUCUGUAGAUGCCAAAAAACUUUCAGAAUGUAUGUACAUAGACGUUUUCCAAAACUUCAUCAACAACGAAACGUCCAAGCUUUUGUCCACUUAA
This is a messenger RNA of Kluyveromyces marxianus DMKU3-1042, 2121 nucleotides long. RefSeq names its product Golgi transport complex subunit COG3 (gene COG3). The record is from RefSeq and is a predicted model, not a curated record. Bases 1 to 2121 code for a protein of 706 amino acids. The transcript has a single exon. Gene Ontology annotation, cellular component: cis-Golgi network; membrane; COG complex. Gene Ontology annotation, biological process: intra-Golgi vesicle-mediated transport; Golgi organization; autophagy. Lineage: Eukaryota; Fungi; Ascomycota; Saccharomycetes; Saccharomycetales; Saccharomycetaceae.